AUGAAAGAUCAGAGGCUCUUGUUUUUCCUCUUUCUUCUCUUAAUUCCAUGCUACGGAGAAGAAACAGUGGCCGAGGACGUGGGGGUCCAUCAGAUAGAGCGCCUGGUGGAGCUGCUGACGUCCACAGAGUGCAGGGACCUCCUCACAGCCCUGUCCAGCCCAGAGGAGAACAUCUUCCAGCACCUGAAGCGCCUCCUUCCUGAGAACAACCGCCUGGACCCCAAACCGCGAGCCAGGAGGGACGCCUCCGAUGCAGACGCCAGGGAGGCGGAGUGCAGGACAGCGCUGACACACUGGCUGCUGAGGAACGGGGAGCAGAUGUACUACGACAGGCUGUCCCGCGGCCUGCAGCACAUCGGCAGGUCAGACAUCGCCGCGGAGGUGGGGAAGAACAUCAACCAGGACAAAUCCCUGAGUCUCAAACGCUACGUUGAGGGCUACCACAAACACGCCAGCCGGUUAAAGACGCUGCCCGCCCGCUCAGAGAGAAGCCCGCAGCCACGCCAAGACUCCAGAAAAACAGCCAGGAAGGGUAAGGUUCUCCAUCUGAUGACGCACUCUCACCACACUCGACGCAGCACGCUGUCACUUGUCGCUGACACCCUUCAGGGACCGGCUUCCCGGGAGGAAGUUGACAUUUGUUAA
Molecule: messenger RNA, 645 nt
Organism: Gadus chalcogrammus (walleye pollock)
Lineage: Eukaryota; Metazoa; Chordata; Actinopteri; Gadiformes; Gadidae
Product: transmembrane and death domain protein 1-like
Exons: 4
Coding region: 1-645 (214 amino acids)
Source: RefSeq, a predicted model, not a curated record